This is a messenger RNA of Nematolebias whitei (Rio pearlfish), 712 nucleotides long. Its product is annotated as ubiquitin-conjugating enzyme E2 D4. Gene Ontology annotation, molecular function: ubiquitin conjugating enzyme activity. The transcript is spliced from 7 exons. Gene Ontology annotation, biological process: protein polyubiquitination; ubiquitin-dependent protein catabolic process. The record is from RefSeq and is a predicted model, not a curated record. Gene Ontology annotation, cellular component: nucleus. The coding region runs from base 95 to 538 and encodes 147 amino acids. NCBI's taxonomy places the organism in Eukaryota, Metazoa, Chordata, Actinopteri, Cyprinodontiformes, Rivulidae.
UCAAAACAAACAACGAGUCGGCAGAAAGUGAGCGCAGUUGACAGCUGUCUUAGUUAACCUUGUAGCUUCUCCAGCCUGCUCUGAAAGGCUUGUCAUGGCUCUGAAGAGAAUACAGAAGGAGUUGAAUGAUUUACAGAGGGACCCCCCGGCUUCGUGCUCAGCUGGGCCUGUGGGAGAAGACUUGUUUCACUGGCAAGCCACCAUCACUGGACCAAAUGACAGCCCUUACCACGAAGGAGUGUUUUUUCUUUCUGUCCAUUUUCCCACUGACUACCCCUUUAAACCACCAAAGGUUGCCUUUACAACAAAAAUCUACCACCCAAACAUAAACAGCAAUGGUAGCAUUUGCCUUGACAUUUUGAGGUCACAGUGGUCACCUGCACUUACAAUAUCAAAAGUUUUGUUAUCCAUAUGCUCCUUGCUGUGUGACCCAAAUCCAGAUGAUCCUCUGGUCCCUGACAUUGCACACAUCUACAAAUCAGACAGGCAAAAGUACAACAAACUGGCCAGAGAAUGGACCCAGAGGUAUGCCAUGUAACCAACUGGACCGUACUGUUCAACUGCUUUAUCCUCGCCGUUUGUAGCCGAGGUGUUUGACACACUUAAUGCACUUUCUCUUCUGAAAUUUUACUUGACCCGUUUAUUUUAUUAUUUUGGCAUUACUGGCAUUUUUUUGUUUGUUUUUCCUUUUCAUUUUAACUGAUGUGCAGAG